Molecule: messenger RNA, 5522 nt
Organism: Pungitius pungitius (ninespine stickleback)
Lineage: Eukaryota; Metazoa; Chordata; Actinopteri; Perciformes; Gasterosteidae
Product: probable G-protein coupled receptor 21
Exons: 1
Coding region: 530-1720 (396 amino acids)
Biological process (GO): G protein-coupled receptor signaling pathway; cellular response to light stimulus; phototransduction
Cellular component (GO): plasma membrane
Molecular function (GO): G protein-coupled photoreceptor activity
Source: RefSeq, a predicted model, not a curated record
CUGGAAGCUGUGACUGUGCGGACUACUACUGUGCGGUAAAAGAGGGCUUCAAUCUGUGCUUUCUGCAGCUGCAGCAGAUGUUGAAGACAUCUUUGACUUUAUAGGGAGCGGAGGCAUUUCAGGCAUAGAUUGCACUGGAAUUCCUUUUAAACAAAGUCACAUUUCACUCCCUUCUGUGCCUGCAGCUGGGAAGUUUGCUGAACUGGAAAGGGCUGAAGGAAUACAUUCUUUUUUUAUGCGUUUUAUCUUGUUUUUUCCUGGUUGGAUUUGUAUAUCCGUGUAAAAUAAUCCCUCCCACCCCUACCCCUUGAGCUUCUCACCUUUCUCUGUCCUUUCCGUCGCGCCUGCAUUUGAAAUGGCAGAUGGCGGCAGGCUCGUCGCCCAACCGCAGCGUGGAGCUUUUUGUUUGGACUGAAACCACACAGCUGCUGUCAGAACCAGCCGUUCACUUGUUGAAGUAGUGGGCACUUUGAACCAUACCCCGUACCCUCGAGGGCCCCCACCCACGAGGCGCUUAUUCCUGUCCGUGAUGAUGAAUUCCUCCCUGGAUCCACUGAACCAGACCUCUGCCGACCCGUCGCGCGCAUCUUCUCCUUUCUGCCUACUUGCGAUAAGCUACUCUGAGGUUUUCACCACCUGCCUUCUGGAAGUCUCCAUCAUAUGUCUCCUCGCUGUCCUCAUCAUUUUUGGCAACCUGGUGGUGAUCUUUGUGUUUCACUGCGCCCCGUUGCUCAGCCAGCACACCACCAGCGCGUUCAUCCAGACCAUGGCGUACGCCGAUCUGCUGGUGGGGGUCAGCUGCCUGUUCCCCUCGCUCUCCCUCCUCCACCGCCUCCAGGGACUCGACCCCAGGCUCACCUGCCAGGUGUUCGGCUACUUGGUGUCCGUUUUGAAAUCCGUUUCCAUGGUGUCGCUGGCGUGCGUGAGCGUCGACCGCUACGUUGCCAUCACGCGACCUCUGACCUACGCCUCCCUGGUGACGCCGUGUCGAGUGCGGUGCUGCAUCGGGCUGAUCUGGCUGUACUCGGCUCUGGUGUUCCUGCCGUCCUUUCUCGGUUGGGGGAAGCCCGGUUACCACGGCGACGUGGUGGAGUGGUGCGCGGUCGAGUGGCGGACCUCCCCGGCCUUCACCACCUUCAUAGUUGCGCUGCUGUACGCGCCGGCCGCCCUCACGAUUUGCUUCACCUACGUCAACAUCUUCAAGAUCUGCAGGCAGCACAACCGGGAGAUCAGCGAGCGCCACGCCCGCUACCGGCCCCAACAGUCGCAGGGCCCGGCGGAGCAGGGGCGGUGCUCCCUCUUGGCGCAGACACCAAAAUCCCAACUGCAGUAUCAGCAGCCCACGUCGACGUACCCGGACAAGCGCUACGCCAUGGUGCUGUUUCGCAUCACGAGCGUGUUUUACAUCCUGUGGUUGCCCUACAUCCUCUACUUUCUGCUGGAGAGCGCCGGGAUCUACCACCACCCUGCCGCCUCGUUCCUGACCACGUGGCUGGCCAUCAGCAACAGCUUCUGCAACUGCCUCAUCUACAGCCUCUCCAACUCCGCCUUCAGGAAGGGCCUCAAACGCCUGUGCUCCUUCUGUCUGCAGCGCGGCGGCGGCGUGGGGGUCCGGAGCACGAAAAAGGCUUUCGUUUGUUCGGUUGAGAGAGGAUGUGGAGGACAGGAUUAUGGAUACGGUCGGGGGGAAAUAGGAAUUGGCACGACGUGUCACGUGUAGAGCCCACAAAGAGGAGAGCACUUGGGCCAAAUUGGCAUUCGAACUGGUUAAAAGGCACCCGGUUUGAUGGCUGUAACACACGUAUCCUCUUUUUGAGCAUCGGCGUGCCGCAAAGAGCUGGAUUAAGGUGUCGAUCUGCCGCCGCUGCCUGUGGUGCAUUUGGAGGUUACACGGGCGUCCUCUGCACGCUCCGGGGCUGGCAAAGACAGAGAAAAGGACUCGAGGGCAAAGCCCUGACGGAGAAUUUAAGGCCUUGCGAGGUGUUUUUAAAGAGGAAGCAGAGUUUCUUGUUGGAAAGGAGGAGAAAAAGAAAUAAAUGAACUCUAAAUGAGGUUGAACAUUUGCACCUUUUAGGUUUCCUUAAAUGGGAACCCUUUGCGAAAAUAACAAGUGGUUGUUUAACAACAAGGGUUGCAUUGUUUAUAAGGACGGUUACAAACAGAACUAAAGUUGACUGGGGUGGUUUAGUGAUGCUGAGGUGAUCUGCCAAUGGUUCUUAAGAAAACUAACAAUCAUGCCCUCACCCUCUGUGUCUAAAUACUUCAAGUGAUGCUGCAGUUAUUUUGUGUAUUUGUUGGGCCUCUUGUUGUUGACUGAACUUAGUCUGUUAAAAAGAAAAUGGAAAGGAAUGUCCUUUUGAUGUUGUGUGUUUGCAUUGACUGGACUGAUUCUGGUUUGUCGACAUUGAGACCUCGGUUCACCAACAUUUGCAUUCAGACUGUUGUGCUAUUAUUUUCUGAUUGAUGGGGUGUAUUUAAGUGUAGGGUUCUCACCUUGAGCAUGCUGUUAAUAAAUAAAUAAAUAAAUAAAUAAAUUAUAUAUAUAUAUGUAUAUAUAUAUAUAACAUGAGAAGCUGCUCAUCUUGGUUGUAACAUAACAAUAAGCUAACUUUAGUUUCUAUUCAAAUCUGUUUCAUUGCACUUCUGUUUUGAUUAACAAACACAAUUACGUUUGUGACGAAAGUAAAGGAAGACGAACAAAGGAUGUAUUUCUAUACUUAUUUUAAACUUAUUGUUGGUACAUUUAUUUUUAUUUUUUCAAAGCUUUGAUGAAAGAAAAGCGUUAAGUUCUUAGAAGUAUGACCCUUGAACUGUGAUCCUGACUCCUUGGAAUUUGCUUAGAGGAAUAAUCUUAAAGAUAUAAAUGUGGGGUUUUCAUAAUUAGAGAUUCUUGCAAAUAAUUACCGUGUUACUUUACUUUUAUUUAUUUGUAUUCCAAAUAACUUCCACAAUGAGGUUGUUUUUCUACCCGGGGUCCACAGAAAAUAAAUAACUAGACAAACCGUUUUUAAUGAACUAAAACAAGAAAAGACAAAAAAAGAAAGUGACGUGUUGCAGGAGAUAAGUGAAGCAGCUCUGCAUAUGAAAUAAUAAUGCAAUGGAAACAAACAAAAUAGCGACUAAUACACAGAAACAAAAGCUAUAAUAAUAAAAAACAAACUAUAUUCUACACAAGAGUGAUCACAUUUACUUUUUGGUCUGUCCUAUGUGUUGGUGAGCAAAUCCCAAGAAGAAUAAACUCUUUAUUUCCGUCGUGAAAUGACAUUUUUGCAUAAUUAAUGACGGACUAGAUUUCUCUCCGGCCUCCACCGUGACCCAUUAGAAACCAAUCACGCCACUCGCACAUUAGCACAUAAAGAACAAAUCUAAUCUGGUGUUCCUCAGCUGCACUUAACCAAAUGACUGGGCAGUCCUCCAGGUGUAUUGUGCUGUGACUGAUUUGUUGUCCCUGCAUUCCUGAAGUGUGUCCGUGUGUGUGUGUGCGCACACACACACGGACACACAACAAACGCGCAAACACAGGUAGAUCUCAUGUUAACGGAGCAGACACAUGGCCCACCGGUCCCUGAGAGUAGUUUUGUGGGUUCUUUUCACGCUUCAGAUGUGUUUCACAUUCAUCAGGAUCAAUGAUCAGCUGAAAUCAAAUUCUCUGGUACUCAAAGAUGAGAUAUUAUCACGUCUUUCAACCAUUGACCCUCAUGUCAGUUUACUUAAAUGCAGAUAUGAUCACUUUAAAAUGUUUUAUCCAAUUUACCAAAGAAAGUAAAACAGACAUUCUUGGAUAGAAAUAAAAUCAGAUGUAAGAAUAUUGUAGAAUGUACAAAAGCUUUGUGUAGCUCACCACUGUGUUGGCACAGUGAUGCCUUGUGGUCAUGGUUUUGACUGUUACUCCGUAUAUAGUGAUAUAUUGUUGCCUUGAUCUACAAAUGAACAUGAAUUGUCGGGAAAAGUGUUUUUCCUUACAUUUCCGCAGGGCUUAAUUUGUAGACCCACGACUGUUUUUAGAGGGAAGGGCACGGACUGGAUGUGUGCGUCAGCCCGCCUCCAUCCCGCACUCAGUACAUGACAACAUGGGUCCCAUUUGUUUGCAGUUAGGUAAUGUCACUGUUAAUUCAGCUACACUUCAAUAACGCAAUAAUAGUUCCUAUCUUCUGUAAGGCACAGAACUGUUAUUGCUUGUCUUCUAACUUAUUUGAUUUGGUGAUCGUGUGUGUGUGUGUGUGUGUGUGUGUGCAUGUUAGGAGGCGACUUUUCGCUGAAUUUAACGGUGCUCUGGCGUCGGUGCUAACAGAUUCUCAUCGCUUUGUUAGCCGCAAGUCACUUCCCUCGAGAUGAGGUACAAUGGGGGUAGAUUCACAAGCAGUGCAUUUAGUUAUCCGUGAAGCGUUGCCAAGUACUGUUUUGAUGCGUAGUCUCCUGUUCAGAAAUAAGUUGUAUGGAAAUAAUCAUGUGCAGAAAUGGCGAAUUGAAUGUCUCCAUCUGCUGCAGAAGUUAUAUUUUUUUAAAUGACCUACUUUCUGUCUAUUUACUUGUAAAAAGUUGUAAACUCUGGUUUCGACUACCCAUUAAAAUGAUUCUCUAAGGAGAUGCGUUUUAUUUUACUCGACCAUCUCUUGUUCUGCUGUCUAUUGCGAUUGGUCAAGUAGAUGACGUUGUGGGAAGAGGAAAGCUGUUCUGAAGGGAUGAACACUGGUGAUUGUGUGAAGGUGCAGCGACACGUUGGUUAGAAAGAACAACGGCUGGUUUACAAAUCCAUCCGUAGGUUAAAAACAGUCUGAUCAGGGAGAGGAACAAGACUGCACAUGUGGACCAAAGUAAACAUUGAGUUUGUUGUAACUGUAUUUUGAUGUUAUUCGGAAAUAAGAAUGCGAUGAUUGGGGCCUUAUUUGAUGCAACCUGUAACAUGGAUUUUGAGGCGCACAAGUGUUCUCUUGAACAUAUUGUUUUCUACGUACUGGUUGGCUGUUGUAGACCAUACCCCCAGUGGCCAGUACAGCCUCACGCUUGUAGUGCAAUGUAACAGUAUUCUUUCAUCUGAUUUUCUUGGUAAUGUUGUCUUGAGAGGCUCUAGACCACUAAUGGCAGGCUUAUGACGCCGCUGUUCUGAGGAACAGAUUAUUAUCACAUUAAAACAAGACCACGGUUAAAAAUCCUUGGUGCGGAAACUUCUCGAAGAAUUUAUCCGCAUGUGAUAUCUGUCACUGGAAAAUUGCUCAGUCAACAAAAGGGCAUCGUGAGAAAGUUUAAGCCACUGUAUACACUGUAAUAUAUGUUACUGUAUUGAUCAUGACAAACUCAUGUUUUAUACGUCGUGGGUGUUGAAUUUGAUUUAGGUUUUUGUAAGCUGUAUGCAUUUAUUGUUGGAGAAUGUUGACGUGAAUGACACAAAAGGCCAAAUAUGUCAUGAAAAUGAGUCCCUGUGAAUCUUUAAAAUGUUUUCACUUCAUUACACGAUGCUGUGUGGGGUUAAAAGCCUGUGUGGUAUUACAUCAUGUAUGUGUACUGCGCAAAUAAACGUGAUG